ACAUAAAACCCAUAGCAGGGAAUUUUUAUCAGAAGCUAACAGUUGAUCUAAUGACAAGCAGACAGGUGAGAUAGCAGCUAUAUGUUUCUCUCAAAGACCGUUUUGCAAAUUAAUUGGACUUGGAACAGGAAUUGAACAAAGAGCUGGGCAAAGCAAAAACGCAGACACAUUCAUCCUGAGCCUUUUGUUUCUUAAACAAGAGGUAGUAACUAUUAUUUGAUGCAAAGAGAGAAGGAAAGAUGGAUGGCAGAUGAUUGUGAGGUAACAGCAUAAGAAGGACGUGAGUGCCAGCUCCAUCCAGAUGCUCCAGCAGGUUCAAGGAUGAGCACAGUGGGCUUGGUGCUCUUGGGGCUUGCUCUGAGGUUUAGGGCCACAAUCUCCAACCCAGAGGAAGGCAACUUUUGCUCAAAAAGCCAAGUGGCCUUCAGAGACUCUUGCUUUGAAUUUGUGCCUCUCAGUCACACCUUUUAUGGGGCCCAGAGCUGGUGUGAGGAGCAAGGGGGGCAUUUGGUCUUUAUUCACGAUGAAGACACCCAACAGUUUCUGCAGAAGCACAACUCACAGGACAGGGAAUGGUGGACUGGACUCACAGGGAACUUGGCGCAGAACGGAACCACAGAAGGGCCAGGGAGCUGGCUGGACACCUCAAAUGUGAGCUAUAGCCACUGGAGCAGAGGACAGGCCUGUCUUGCGCCAAACACCUGUUGUUACAUCGGGAGAGAUGCUUCCUUUGGGUGGGCGGCCUCAGACAACUGCACGCAGCCGUUUGCCUUCAUCUGCGAGUUUGGUGCUGGCCAGAGUGUGGCCUGUGACGGCCUCAAUGCCACCAUGCACUGCGGCUCAGGGGAGGUCAUCCAGAUCCAGGACGCCUUCUAUGGGCGCCAGACUCCCCAUUAUUGCACCCAGGGUGCUGCAGGCCCCUCGGAGGAGGAAUGCAGCUGGGCCAGCAUCAAGGACAAAGUGGCAGGCCAGUGCCAGGGGCUGCAAGUAUGCCAGGUGGCAGCAGAUGGGACCUACUUUGGAGACCUGUGCCCCACCCAGGGCAGCUACCUGUGGGUGCAUUACCAGUGCCAGGAAGGCCUGCAGCUGAUGGUGUCCAAUGAAAGUUUCAUCUUUGAAAAUGUCACCAUCUCCCUCACAUGGCUCCUCUCUCCCUUCACUGGAAAUCUGUCAUGUAUAAUUAGUACAGGAGAUGGCCACACUUUCAAUCCCUACUACCCCCCCAGUUCAUCCAGCAAUGUGACCCACCAGUAAGCCCCUGGGGAAUUCACUGUGUUUACCGAGCGCACAACCACUGAGUGGCACGUGAUGGCUCAGAAGCACGUGACCAUCCGAGACAAGAUGGAGAGGCUCCAUGUGACCAGGUACUCCAGCCUGUCCAAGUCAGGAGCCAGCCCUCUCUGCCGCGCUGUCUUUGGGGACCCGUUGUGGAUUCAGGUGGUACUUGAUGGAGGAACUGGGGUGACUUACACUGCACUGUUGGGUAACAUAACCCUGGCUGAGUUCACCACACCGAGGGGCCUGCUACCCUACAAUCUGACCCUGGACAGAGCAGCUCAGCAGAGGAUGGGCCCUGGGAUGCACCACCUGGAGAUCCGAGCCACCAGCAACACCACCACCUCUGCACCCUCUAGGAACAUCACAGUCCACUUCAUGGAGCCUCUGUCAGGGCUACAGGCCUCCUGGGGUUCUGACCACUUGGAGCUUGGAGAAGACCUACUGGUCAACAUCUCCGUGGCUCAUGGCAUCCCAGAGGGCCUGACCUUUGAAGUGGCAGGACUCAAUGCAACCUUCACCCAUCAAGAAGAAAGCCUCCAACGGCCAUUUGGGAUUUACCAUGUGGCAGUUCCUCUUGAAGGCACGUUUCCGGUCACUGUGACGGUGAGGAAUGCCUUCUCAAACUUAAGUUUGGAAGUCGGAAGCAUCACUGUCACAGCUCCUUCCAGUCUACAAGAACCAUCUGGAACAAAUGCCAAGGAAAAGAACAUGAAGAAAGGGAAUGUGCAGGUGUAUGUGGAACCUGGUCAGUAUGUGGAUCCUUUCACGACAGUGACUCUGGGCUGGCCAGACAGUGACACGGAUUUACACUUCCAGUGGUCAUGUGGACGUUGCUGGGCCCAGUGGAGCUACUGUGUUGAGAGGCAGCUGCUCUGCACAGACCAAAGGGAGCUGGUGCUUCCUCCGUCCUGCCUGCCACCGCCCAACUCCGCCAUCACCCUGCACCUGGCCACCUGGAGAGGCAGGGAGCUGGAGAACCGGGAGGAGAAGUGCCUCUAUGUGUCUGCCCCCCUGGAACUCAGGCCUCGAGUCAGCUGUGAGAACUGCAGACCAGCGAAUGCCAGUGAAGAUGUCAUGCUCAGAGUCACCGUGGGGGAUGACUCCUCAGUGGCCAUGUUCAACUGGUAUUUAGAGGACACCUCUCUGGAGAAGGAUGAGCCUCUCCCGGCUGCCUGCAGAUUCCAGGAAUUUUGGCUGAGUGCUUUAAUCCUCCUUCAGAGCAACACCUCCAUGCUGCGGUUGAACAGCUCCUUCCGGCAGACCUGGGGCCAGGCCAUCCGGAUCAGAGCCACAGCCUUGACUGGGCAUGCUUAUGGGGAGGACACCUAUGUGAUCAGCUCUCUGCCUGCCCCCGAGGUGCCCAUCUGCACCAUCACCCCGGAGGAGGGUACCAUUCUGACGAGCUUCACCAUCUUCUGCAACACAUCCUCUGCCCUGGGCCCCCUGGAGUACUGCUUCUGUCUGGAGUCAGGUUCCUGUCUACACUGUGGCCCUGAGCCUGCCCUCCUGUCAGUUUUUCUGCCACUUGGAAAAGUAAACAAUGACUUCAUGCUGACAGUGGUCAUUUCUGUCUCCAAUCUCUCAGGGGACAAACAGCAGGCCCAUGCAGCAGUGAAGGUGGGACUUGGAGACACCCGUGUUGACAACGUGGCUUUCCAGGCUGCAGUGUUGGAGAAUAUCACCGCCACUCUGCAAGGUGAGCGGGACCCUUAGCGGCUCUUCCAGCUGUCCAGAGCCGUGUCAUCCAUGCUGGACCAGGAGUGCCAGGAGCAGGGCUGCAGGGGGCUGCUGAACAUGGACGUCAGACAGAAGGUGCUCAAGAGGGGGCCCUUUCAUGCCGUCCAGUGGGGCCCCGGGGUCUGUACACAGCCGUUCAGGGUGGGGAGUGGAAUUCACAGAGCUGGGAAGCCUCGGUAUCUGCUGAGCUGUUGACAUCAGCUCCCUCUCUGGUCCUUUCUUGGUAAGUGACCUAAAAUGAGGGAAACCUGCUUUCCCUGCUCUGCCUCAUGGAGUCAAAGGCUUC
Messenger RNA from Mirounga angustirostris (Northern elephant seal), 3301 nucleotides. RefSeq names its product polycystin-1-like protein 2. Lineage: Eukaryota; Metazoa; Chordata; Mammalia; Carnivora; Phocidae. The record is from RefSeq and is a predicted model, not a curated record. Gene Ontology annotation, molecular function: carbohydrate binding.